GUUUGCUAUGAAUAGCGCAUCCUUCUUCUGGAGAAGAGUCCAUCUUUUCGUUCACAGCAUCUCAGGAGAAACGUUUUUCCCUCUUCUAUGUAACUAGACUCAUGUUUUUGCGCGUCUACUUGCGCGUCUUCUCUGCAUCUGACAGUGACCUGUGGCCGGUUUCUCUCCGGUCUUCCUUUUCCGCGGAGCAAAAGCGCCCAUCCUUUUGGGGUUUUCGGAACGCAUUUUCGGGCCGCGACUCGCUGUUUUCUAUUCUCAAAGAAACUGCCAGAACACCGAAAGGAUAGAUUGCCUGAGGGGGCAGACUCGGCUGCAACCCUUCUUCCCGUCUUGUGGACCCGAGGUUUGUUGCCGUGGUCACCUUUCGGGAAACGUGUGUACAAAUUGUUCGCUUAACACGUUUCACGACUUGCAAUUGCUUUGGCGUUUUCUUCUGUGUCGCUCGGGCCGAAAGUUUUUCCACGUGUUGCGCUUUUUUUCUUGUCUUCGUCGGCGGCUGUCCCUCUUCUUUGGGCACGAAGUCCACAUUCCAUCCUACUCGAGUGCUUUCUAGUCUGUCUGGAUACUCGUAAGUCUGUUUUUUCGCUUUCGGUGCUGUUCCGCCGCCUAUUCUUCGGUAGAAGCCGACUUUUUAAGAUAACAUCGGAGCGAGGUGGCCGUAUCCCGAGUGGGACGGGCGCAAGCAGACAGGCCGCAUUCUCACUGUAUCUCCUGUCUUGAAUUAUAAGCUUCUGCACGGGCUAUGUAUGCAUAUCUCUUCACGCAGUUCUUGAAGGGUUUCACUGGUUCUUUAUAACUGCAGCCGGCAGCACAGACCGUCACUGAGGCACAGCUCGAGCCGACUCAGACUGCAUGCAAGCCGCGUACACUUCAUUCCCCGUUUUUCCUUACCGUUGUCCACCAUGGAGAGCUGCCACGCGUACCACGGACAGAUCAAAGACGGUCUGUUUCACGGGAAAGGGACUCUGAUUUACAGCGGAAAUGAAAAGUACGAGGGGGAGUUCGUGUUCGGGAAGCGCGAGGGGCACGGUCGCUUCCUCUACGCCGACGGAGCCACUUACGAAGGGAAGUGGGUCGAAGACCGCAUCCACGGCCAGGGCGUCGCACAUUUCGCCAGUGGCAACCGGUACGAAGGCCAGUGGGAAAUGGGCCGAAUCAACGGCUUCGGGAAGCUUUCGUACAGCAACGGUGACGAGUACGAGGGCGAGUGGGUGGACGGGAAGAUGCACGGUCGCGGGACCUACCGCUACGCGGAGGGCGAUGUCUAUACAGGGGAGUGGCGCGACGAUAAGCGCCACGGAAAAGGCAGUGUGACGUACGUCAGUGCCAAAGGUUCCGUGGUGGAGAAAUACGAGGGCGACUGGGUGAACGGAAAGAUGCACGGUCACGGGAAGUACAUCUACAGCGACGGCGGCGUCUACGAGGGAGACUGGAUCGACGGGAAGAUGCAUGGAAAGGGCACUUAUGUGUUUCCGAACGGCAACGUGUACGAAGGCGAGUGGGCUCACGACAUGAAGGACGGCUACGGGGUCCUGACGUACCAGAACGGAGAAAAGUACGAAGGGUACUGGAAGCAGGACAAGGUCCACGGCAAAGGCACACUCACUUACACCCGCGGUGACAAGUACAUCGGCGACUGGAUGGACGCAAAGAAGGACGGGGAAGGCGAGCUCAUCUACGCGAACGGCGACCGCUUCAAAGGCCAGUGGGCCGACGACCGAGCAAACGGAUUCGGCGUCUUCACGUAUGCAAACGGGAACCGAUACGAAGGCGAAUGGACAGACGACAAACGCCACGGACGCGGAGUCUUCUACUGCGCUGAAGACGGCAGCGCGUACGAGGGCGAGUUCGUCGGAGGGAGAAAAGAAGGCAAUGGAAUUCUGCGUCUCGCGACUGGCCACCAACUCGAAGGCACCUGGUCUGGUGGACAGCUCGUGCGCGUCACGUCCUUCGUCUUCGCCCAGGACUCACCAUGGCUCAAUGUCGACUUGUAAACGAUGUCAGUUUUUUCUGCGAGCACGGGUUCGCUUAUCCAUGCGGCAGAGUAGCAGCUGCAAAGAAUAUCCCAUGCAAAUGCCCGCAUCUCAUGGUUCCAAUAUCGAUGCCCAAGGAUCCCAAGAAAUCCACUUUGAGAGAAACAGUUCCGGUCCACCCUCUCGGAGCAGUCUUUCGGGAGGCCCGAGUUCAGAGCGAGAAGGGAUUGACAGAGCGGCGUUAAGAACCACUUCAAAAACAGAUAAUGAUUGUGAAAAAGCAUUGCGGGGGAAAGACCAUUCAAAACUAUUAAUGGGAGAAUAGCCAGGCGCUAUUAAAGAAAAAACAGAGUAGACAGCUGGGGCCGGAACUCCGCAGUGAUGUCCAUCGCGCGUGCGUCAUUUCUUCAGACAGUACGAGCCGGUUCCUCCCAGGCGCAGCAUGCGUCGGGCACCCUCUGCCGUUUAAGUCGACUGUGAUGCCUUGUCUGUGGAACGGGAAGAGGCACCGAGCGUGUUUGAGUGUGUUCGCGGCGUUCCUGAACGUCUGUGUGCAGUUCUCUGUCCUGUUGCGUUUCUGGGAGUUCUGUCUAGGUGAGAGCGAAUCUCGUCAAGGUCGGCAUGUCUGUAUGUGUCGACGAUCUGUAUGUGCAUGUAUAAAUGUGUGGAUGUUCUCCAGAAUCGUGACGCGACGCCGGUUCCGCACAGUCUUCACGUUCGCUUGCUUUCCGGCUUCGGUGUCGUGGUUGCCUGGCGCGAAUGGUUCUUCAGACGUCACACGCU
Toxoplasma gondii ME49 is the source of this 2756-nucleotide messenger RNA. It is a transcript of the gene MORN1, whose product is annotated as membrane occupation and recognition nexus protein MORN1. The transcript has a single exon. NCBI's taxonomy places the organism in Eukaryota, Apicomplexa, Conoidasida, Eucoccidiorida, Sarcocystidae. The record is from RefSeq and is a predicted model, not a curated record. Gene Ontology annotation, cellular component: cytosol. The coding region runs from base 903 to 1994 and encodes 363 amino acids.